Messenger RNA from Vombatus ursinus (common wombat), 2222 nucleotides. It is a transcript of the gene PLK1, whose product is annotated as polo like kinase 1. Gene Ontology annotation, cellular component: centrosome; cytoplasm; spindle pole. The coding region runs from base 1 to 1848 and encodes 615 amino acids. The record is from RefSeq and is a predicted model, not a curated record. The transcript has 10 exons. Gene Ontology annotation, biological process: regulation of cytokinesis; protein phosphorylation; mitotic cell cycle. Gene Ontology annotation, molecular function: ATP binding; protein binding; protein serine/threonine kinase activity. Lineage: Eukaryota; Metazoa; Chordata; Mammalia; Diprotodontia; Vombatidae.
AUGAGCGCAGCGCCCGCGAAGCUGCCUCUGCGGCAGCCCGGCGUGGGCUCCUCGGAGCCCCGGGGUAAGCCCGCCGUCGGCGGCGGCGGGGCCGGAACCGGAGCCGGAGCCGGCGGCGGCACCACGACCGUCCCCCCUGCGGCCGCCCCGGAGAUCCCCGAGGUGCUGGUGGACCCGCGCAGCCGGCGGCGCUACUUGCGGGGCCGUUUCCUGGGCAAGGGCGGCUUCGCCAAGUGCUUUGAGCUCUCGGACCUGGAGAGCAAGGAGGUGUUCGCGGGCAAGAUCGUGCCCAAGUCGCUGCUGCUGAAGCCGCACCAGAAGGAGAAGAUGUCCAUGGAGAUCAACAUCCACAAGAGCCUGGUCCACCAGCACGUCGUCGGCUUCCACGGCUUCUUCGAGGACAGCGACUUCGUCUUCGUGGUGCUGGAGCUGUGCCGGAGGCGGUCCCUGCUGGAGCUACAUAAAAGAAGGAAAGCAGUGACGGAGCCUGAGGCCAGGUAUUACCUCCGCCAGAUUGUCCUAGGCUGUCAGUAUCUCCACGAAAAUAAAGUUAUUCACAGAGACCUCAAGUUGGGUAACCUCUUCCUCAAUGAUGACAUGGAGGUGAAGAUAGGGGACUUUGGAUUAGCAACCAGAGUAGAAUAUGAUGGUGAGCGGAAGAGGACCCUCUGCGGAACACCCAACUACAUAGCCCCUGAGGUGCUGAGUAAGAAGGGCCACAGCUUUGAGGUGGAUGUCUGGUCCAUUGGGUGUAUCAUGUAUACCUUAUUGGUGGGCAAACCACCCUUUGAAACCUCCUGCUUAAAGGAGACCUACAUCAGGAUCAAGAAAAAUGAAUACAGCAUUCCUAAGCACAUCAACCCUGUGGCUGCCUCCCUCAUCCAGAAGAUGCUUCGAUCUGACCCUGCCUCCCGCCCCACCAUUAAUGAGCUUCUCAAUGACGAGUUCUUUUCUUCAGGCUACAUCCCUUCCCGGCUUCCCACUACUUGUCUCACAAUCCCACCUAGGUUCUCCAUUGCACCCAACAGUGUGGAAUCUGGAGGCCGGAAGCCUCUCACAGCUCUCAAUAAAGGAAUGGAUAACCCUGCCCCUGAGCAGCCCCCUGAAAAAGAAGUGAUAGUUCAGGAACCAAAUGGUCCUGCUGACUGCUACCUCUCGGAUAUGCUACAGCAACUGCUCAGUGUCAAUGCAGCAAAGCCUUCUGAUCGGAGAUUGGUGAGGCAAGAGGAGGCAGAGGACCCUGCCUGCAUUCCCAUUUUCUGGGUCAGCAAAUGGGUGGACUAUUCAGACAAGUAUGGCCUCGGAUACCAGCUCUGUGAUAACAGUGUGGGUGUGUUGUUCAAUGACUCCACUCGGCUCAUUCUGUAUAAUGAUGGGGAUAGUUUGCAAUACAUCGAGCAAAAUGGCUCAGAAUCCUACCUCACUGUGCGUUCCUAUCCUUCCUCGCUGACCAAAAAGAUUACUCUCCUCAAGUAUUUCCGCAAUUACAUGAGUGAGCACUUGCUGAAGGCUGGUGCUAAUAUCACCCCAAGAGAAGGUGAUGAGCUGGCUCGACUUCCCUACUUGCGUACCUGGUUCCGCACACGCAGUGCCAUUAUCCUACACCUCAGCAAUGGCACUGUACAAAUCAACUUUUUCCAGGACCAUACGAAGCUGAUACUCUGCCCAUUGAUGGCGGCUGUGACUUACAUUGAUGAGAAGCGGGACUUCCGAACAUACAAGCUCAGCCUUCUGGAAGAGCAUGGUUGCUGUAAGGAGUUGGCCAGCCGCCUGCGCUAUGCACGUACCAUGGUGGACAAAUUGCUUAGUUCUAGGUCAGCCUCAGCCCGCCUUAAGUCUUCCACGUAGGCUGCCUGAGACUUUGUUUGCUUCUUAGCCUGGCUCCUUUUCUCCCCACAGGUGCUUGGGCCCUGAGCUCUGUGGAUGACUCCCCCUGCCCCCAGCCUUAUUUCUUAAUGUGUCCUUGCCUGGCCUGGAUGGAUCUGUCCCCAUCCCACCCUACCAAAAAAAGGAGAAACAAGAAAAAACUUGGAAUAGUAACCUUGACUCCCUCCCUUCCCUGUCUUUGUGCUAUAGGGGAGGGAAAGUUCAUGUGUAACUUAUUUGUACAUGGUGGUGUGUCUUAGGACUCCUUGUUCUCCUCCUUGAACUGUACAGAAAUUUUUUUUAAAGGAACUCUGGCCCCUUUGGCUUUGUAAACAUUAAACAUUAAUUUGCAAGUA